AUGCAGGUGAGUUGUUGUUGAGCGCUGCCUGCAUGGCACCUGGAUGCCAAGAAUAAGCGCUGAGGGUCAAUUGCGCUCGCUGUUUCUGCUGCUGCCGUUCAUAGUGCACUUGCCGUCGAGGGAUUGCGAGCGUGGGAGAUGUUGCUUCGCGUCGCAUGAUUAUAGCGACGUCGGAGAGGAUAGCUGGAGUGAUGCGAGGGCUGGGAGUAGCGCAUGCUCCAAGCGAGGUAGAGUUGCCGCUCGCUUUCUCUGCCAGGAGUCGGAGCUGGUAUCAGCGGUCAGCGCGUAUUGGUGUCGCAAGAGCGAGUCGAAGCGCAACGCUUCACACUUCUGCAAAAUGCAGACGGGAUCUAGGCUCCUUUGCCACCGGCACGACACGACGAUCGGGACCUCAAGCUCCACCUGCCGGACUGCGCACAACCUCCUUUCCACCACCUUCCUUUCCCGAAGCCUUUGGAGCAAAUCAAAUGAUUCCCCUCUCCUCCCACCUCAAUCACAGACUCUCCAACAUCCACUCUUCUUUCCGCGCACCCAUCCGUUUCGCCUUCGCUUAUGGAUCCGGAGUCUUCAAACAGUCGGAUGCGGGACCGGAACAUUCGAAAAGACCUCAAGGUCCCAAGGGGAAAAUGAUAGAUGUCGUCAUGGCUGUUGCUCAUCCUGAGCAUUGGCACAGCGUCAAUAUGAAGCAGCACCCUCGACACUAUCCCACGGUGGCUAGGCUGCUUGGAGGCACUGCGGCUGCAAAAGUUCAGAAAUGGGGAGCUGGACUGUGGUACAACCCUUAUGUCAAGAUGGGUGAUGAGGUGAGUUUUUGAACCUUGCAUUCUUCCGUCAGGUGUGCACGCCAGCCAAGUCCUACAAGUCCCAUCAUGCUCACAUCUUCACCGCGGGACUUCAGCUCAUCAAGUAUGGCGUCAUCUCUGUAGAUGAUCUGUGCAACGACUUGCUCGACUGGGAGACGCUGUACGUCAGUGGAAGGAUGCACAAACCAGUACGUGUCAUGCUUUCUAAACCACGACACUUGACACUCACUCACGCCCAGAGGCUGACAUCGUCUCCCAGGUCGCGAUGCUGCAAGCAGACGCUCGCGUGCGGUUAGCGCAACAGGUGAAUUUGACCUCUGCUUUGCGCGUAGCGCUUUUGCUGCUACCAGAGCGCUUCACGGAGGUGGAGCUGUACACGCAGAUCGCUUCUCUCAGCUACACUGGAGAUUUCAGAAUGAGUGUGCCAGGCGGAGAGAAUGCGGACAAGGUGCGGAACAUCGUGCUAGGCCAGCGAGACCAAUUCAGGCGGCUAUAUGCUGGACUCGUCAGGAGUUUUGGUACUGUCCACAUAGAAGAGACUAGGGCGGAUCGAUUUGCCAUGAUUGUGAGCACGCAUGCGACUCCUUGCUUGCUUCCCUGAAAUGUAUUGCUCCAUGCUGAUGCCAUUCGGACCUGACACGACCUAUAGCAAGACACAUCUGCCGCCACUAGAGCAGACUACGCAGGUCGCUUACCUCUGCGGCUCCGAGAAAAGGUGCAAGCGCACUACACGGCUCAUCCGGAUGCACAUCCAGCCUUUUUGGCCCUGUCGCUGAGCAGGCGAUCGGACCAGGUGACUCGCAAGCCCAGCGCCGUCUCCCGGCACUCUGACGACGCGGAUGCGGAAAAGCAGAGGCGCAAAGCGUUUUGGAAAGCUGCUGUGGAGCAAAAAGACUUUGAAAGGGUUUUGCUGCAGAUGAUUGCAAAGACGGUCAAGGGGCCUGCUUGGGCUCAGAGCGUAAAGGGUGUCUACACUGCUGGAUUCGGCAGAUCCCUUAGAUAUGUCCUGGCAAAGGUGGGAAAGGUGAGCGUUGGGUUCCCUGCAUGCCUUGCCAAAUGGGAUGGGAACGAUUGAAAGCUGAAUCUUGCUACCUUUUGUUGCGACAGUACUUUCAGGGAUCGAAGGCGCAAAAGGACGAUGCUCCCCACAAGAAUGAAGGCACUGCAAAGUAA
Messenger RNA from Ceraceosorus bombacis, 1976 nucleotides. The record is from the annotation of a GenBank genome assembly. Lineage: Eukaryota; Fungi; Basidiomycota; Exobasidiomycetes; Ceraceosorales; Ceraceosoraceae.